UCGUCUAGAAAAUCUCGCUGUUUAUCAUUUAAUUUGUAAACAUAUGAUAGGCGCUCAACGGAUGGAACAUAUACCUCAUUAAUUUAAUCUAAAAGAUAGGAGAAUACGGACGACUUCUAGUUAGUAGGUCAGUGGUUGACACUGCUCUCGGGUAGUAGAGAUGGUCCCUUCUCGAACCAUCCCGGUAGCACCGCAAAAACCGGGAUUAUCAUCGCUGCCCAGACAUCAAAACCGGCUUCCCAUCCCUCGAUGUGAGCCAAUAGUCCCACCACCACUUUGGUUGGCUUCUCCUUUGGCGAUGGCAGCUGUCGGACAUGCGCACCGCCCAGGAAGCAACGUUGGCUUCUGUCGAUACUGCUUCGGCGCUUCGGCGUACGAGAAAAAACGUGACAGUCCUUGCAGGUUUUUGUUGUUGUCUUUGUCGAAGCUUCUAUCUUGCUUCUACCUGCGGCGCUGUGUGCAAAAGCAAGAAGAGUAGUGGCGUGUCAUGUUUAACGUUCCAAUUCAGGUCUGCGAGCGAGGAUAUGCAAUUGGAGGACACCUAUAGCGACAUGCGAAAUCCUUCCCUUUGAUAGCAUACCGUUGUGUUUAUUGAUUUUAAAAUAUUUGGUAUCCUUAUGGACGAUACCAGCUUUUCCAAGUCUACCUGCUUUUACCCUAGUGGCCGUAACACUUUCUUACCUCCCACAGUCUCUCUCUAUCUCUCGCUCUUUCGUGCUCUUUAUUUUCAGUUGGAAAUCUUUCCAUUCACCGUACAACUCCGUACAGCGAAUGAGGGGAUGGUGGGUGGGGUGGGUUUGUCGUUAGUGUGGGAAAGCGCCGUCGUGUCGGUGCGGCGUGGAUAAUAUUGUUUUUUUGUUUUUUGCACGAGAAAAGCACACAGAGGGAGCAAAAACCGCGAGAGCCCUCGGUAGACGGACGGCGAUUGCACGCCACACGGAUGGCAGUGGCAAACACCACAAAAAGGCAAAAAAAAAAAUCUAGUACUACACGAUCGCUUUACAAGUUGAGUUCGGUUGGUAAACCGAGAUACGAAGCGGUGGUGGUCCCUCGUCAGUGCAGUCUGGCUCGCUACCGUCGCGCACCGAUAUCCAGCCACUGGUUGGAUCGGCGGGGGUUUUUUGUUGGGGUGUUGUGGCGGCCUUUUGCUCUGUGUGGCUACUUCGUGCCAGUGGUUUGGUUGUGUCACCGGCCGGUGACAAAGAUAUUCGGGUGUCCUGUGUGGAAAAGACCGCAUACAACAAAGAGGCAGAAAGGUGGUGUGCUGUUCACUGAGAUAUGGUGCGUUUUUUGUGAUAACCCUUGUGUGCAUUCAACGGGAACGUGUUCGAACCAACCGCCGAAAGCUUCUUUCAUCAACUGCUGCUGCGUGCGUAUCGGGUGUAUCAGAUUACUCUCUGCCCGGGGUCGAGUUCAAUAUGUCUUGGAAGUUCGGCGAAGUCCCGAAACCCGGUGCGGAGCAAGCGUUUGAUGCGUGCGAUUACUUUGUGGAUGAGGUGAUCGAACCGUGGAAAAUACCAGAUACCCGAGAACAGAUUCGCAGCCAGAAGCAUCGGGCACUCCGAGAAGCGGUCACCGCGUCGGAUGAAGCAGCCGUCCAGUUGCUGCUAGAAAACAUUGGCUCCGACAGAGAAAUCAUAGUCAAUAUGGCUCCCGGUGGUGCCAAUACACUGCUGUUCAUUGCGGCACAAACCGGCUCGGAACGCAUUGUGCAGCUACUGCUGGAGGCGGGUGCCGACGGAAGGGCACACGCAGUCACCAAAUACUCGCCACUGUACACCGCCGUACACAACGGCCAUACGAAGGUGGCUGCCAUGCUGCUGGACCGGUUUCCCGAGCUGGUGCAGCAGGUCACGGUCGAACGAUGGUUACCGUUCCAUGCGGCCUGCAUCAACGGGCACUGUGCCGUGGUGGAGCUGCUCAUCAAACAUCCGUACGUGGAGGAUCUGCUCAGUACGUACCGCAGCCCGAACGGGGAGCUCGAAUGGCGGCUUGCGUUCGAUCCGAACGCGCAGGAUGUGGCCGGCCAAACCGCACUGUACGUUGGCUGUCUGCUCGGCAAUCCACAGCUCGUCGAAACGUUACUCAAGUGGAGGGUGAAAUGUGUGAGGCAUGCGUUACCGGCAGGCGCAAGCAAUGGUGGACCACCGGGUGGACCAAACUCGAACCGGCUCGAUGAAACGGAUGUCGGGGGAAGCAAUCCACUUAGCCCGACAAGUCGCAAAGUAUCGUUCGGGAUACAGUCGAUCAUGUCGCGGCUAAGCUUAAGCGGCCGUUCCGAUCCGUCCGAGGACAGUGAAGGGCUGGACGGUGAGAUGCGCUGCCCGCUCGAUCUGGAUGUUUUGUGCGGUGCGGCACGGGAAACGGCAUUACUUGCGGCUGUCCGCGGUGGAUUUCUAGACGUGGUAACGAUACUGCUAGAGAACGGUGCUGAUCCGAAUGUGAUUGCCCGAGCCGUUGAAGACCAAAACGAUCCGAAAUCAUCAGAUGAAAUUUACGGCUUUUCCAAUGUGCCGCUUGCGGAAGCGACGCGCCAAAAGUCGCUACCGAUGGUGGAGCUGCUGCUCAAGCAUGGUGCACGGGACGAUCAAUCGGUGGCACUCAGUAUCGCGGUACAGAAUGCGGACGAACCGAUCAUUUGCCGGUUGCUCUCGAUCAAGGCACACCCGGACCCGGACUAUAAGAUUAACAAGCGCGCCUUCACCGGGCAGGAACCGUCGGCUGCGGAGUACAGUUUUGCCUCGCCGCUUGCAUUUGUAAAGAUGGGCGGUAACUUUACGUACAGCUCGCUGUUUCCCAGCACGGCUACAAUGAUUAAUUGGCACAGCAAUAAUUGCCGGCUAGGAUCGAUACGCAUGGCGUGGUUGAGUGAGGCGGUGCUGCAGUGCAACCGGAAGCUACGGGCCCAUCCGAAGUGUCAUCAGCUAGCGCUGGCCGCCCUCACGCGCAUCGAUAUAUCGCACAACACGCUGACGACGCUACCGGCGGAAAUAUUUGCGCUCGGCAGCUUACGCUACCUGAACGCAGCGCAGAACAAGAUCGAACGGUUACCACUGCCCGAGGAAGACGUGGAACGGUUGGGUGGGGUUGGUGGACGGACCGAGGGGAAACGGCGCGGUUCGGGUAAACCGAUCGAGUAUCAGUGUCCGGUGCUGGAAGAACUGUACCUGCAGGAUAACCGGUUGGAGUGCGUACCGGCGGUACUGUUCCGGAUGCCAAAUCUUGCCAUACUGGACGUGUCCAACAACAAGCUGCAAGAGCUACCGUUCGAGAUGUGGAAGGCACCGAAGCUGAAGGAGCUGAACGUGGCGUUCAACUUUCUCAAGGACCUACCGUCGCUACCGAUCACGGACGGCGGUGUUGGGGUGGGGCUGGAUGGAGCACGCGUUGAGCUGCCGUCUCCGGUCACCAUCGGGGUGGAGGGUGGUGGUAGUGCAGCAUCAGCCGCCCUUUUCCAUCUGUACACCGGGACGAGCGCAUCGUUCGAUGAUGGAACGGAAGCGCUGGCAAGGAACCGGCAUGUAAGCAACCUGGAGCUGGUAAGACACCAUAUUUGGGCCCGUUCGCUGGAAGUAACCGAGCAGGAGCUUCGGUUGGCCGACUCCCGGCACGAUAGUGCACUGUCGCAGCUGAGCAGUCUUAAUUUAGCGAACAAUCUGUUCACCAGCAUCCCGUUGGCGUUACCUUGCCUGGCGGUGAAUCUGACGCGGCUUAACAUGUCGUACAAUAGUUUACGGUCGAUGGGGCACGUUACGAGCUAUCCCGCCUCGCUCAAGCAGCUCGAUUUGGGCCAUAACGAGAUCAGCUGUUGGCCCAGCCUGCCCAGGAUAGCAGCGUCCGAUCCGCAUCUGAUGUGUUACAACCCGCAGGAAGGCAAAAAGCAUCUAACCGACGGUGGUGCUGGAGGAACAGGCAGUGGAGCAGGAGGUGGAGGGGGCAGUGCGGGGAAAUCGGGCAGCAGGGGUGGAACAGGAAGCAAUGGGGGACCCGGUGGUGAUACGACACCAUCAUCCAGCACAUCGGCAACGUCGUACGGGGGCACGGAGAUGACGACGGUGGUGAAAUCGUCCACCAGCUCGAACAGCAUCACCUCGUUACGGACGGCUGUCCUGAAAAGUGUGUGCUGUCACCGGCGACACCUCCGGCUGGAGUCCUUACGUACGCUCGUUCUGGCCGAUAAUUCUCUUACGCGCAUACAACUCUCCACGGACGAUGUGACGACGUUGGGCGAGUCGGAAGAUGCUGAGUGGAGUUUGAUCGGGAUGGCGAAGUCGCGGCUCAUCUUCCCCAAUCUCUCGAUGCUGGACAUUAGCAACAAUUGCUUGAAGGAGAUCCCACCGUCAAUCCAUGAGCUGACCAACCUGAGCGUGCUUAACCUGAGCGGUAACAUGGACAUUACGGAGCUACCGCCGCACAUGGGUCUUCUGUCGCGGCUCUGGAACUUGAAUACGCGCGGGUGCUCGCUGCAGGAUCCGCUACGGUCGAUGAUCGAGAGCAAGAAGUACAAGACGAUGGAUAUCGUGGGGUACCUAAAGUCGGUGUACGAGGACGCACGGCCGUACGCCCGCAUGAAGCUGAUGGUGGUCGGUGUGCAGGGCAUUGGGAAAACCAGUCUGCUCGAACAGCUCCGCAGUGAGGGUUCAUCGCGCGGCAAGAAACCCGUCGAUCAUUGGGCAAAACGGAUGGGACAUCGGAACAUUAACCAGAAAACGUCCCGCGGCAUCAACAUGUCGACGGUCGGUGUCGACAUUGGGGAUUGGGUGUGUGAGAAGAAGGUGCGCGGCCAAUCCCAUCACGGGCCGGUCGUGUUCCGGACGUGGGAUUUCGGUGGACAGCGGGAGUACUACGCCACCCAUCAGUACUUCCUGUCCAAGCGCAGCCUGUAUCUCGUGCUGUGGCGCAUCAUCGAUGGUCGCCGUGGUUUGGCGGAAGUGCUGCAGUGGCUCGGCAACAUACAGGCCCGGGCGCCCAACUCACCGGUGAUAAUUGUUGGGACGCAUUACGAUGCGGUUGGCGAAACGCUGCCGGCAAAGAAGGCGGAGGAGCUGCAGCAAAUCAUACGGGAUCGGUUCAUUGCCGUGUCGGACGCGGAAAAGAUUGGUUUGCCGCGGGUGCUAGAUUCGAUCGAGGUUAGCUGCCGGACCGGUCACAACAUCAAGCUGCUGGCGGGCCUAAUCUACGAUACGGCCUUUUCCCUGCGGCCACCGGGCUGCAAAGAACCGCUGCUGUAUCAACGCGUACCGGCCAGCUAUCUGGCGCUGGAGGAUGUGGUCGCGAACAUUGCGGCCAGCUUGCGCCAGCAUGGGGCCGAUCCGGUGCUGGACGCUGAUCGCUACCGGCAGACGGUAACGCACGAGAUGCAGCUACGGGGGCUGAAAGGUUUCCGCGAUUGGUCCGAACUGAACCAAGCAACCAUGUUCCUGCACGAUAACGGUGUGCUGCUGCAUUACGACGAUGCGACACUGCGCGAUCUGUACUUUCUCGAUCCGCAGUGGCUGUGCGACAUGCUGGCGCACGUUGUGACGGUGCGCGAAAUUAACCCGUUCGCUCGGACGGGCGUGAUGAAGAUGGAUGACUUGCAGCACGUAUUCAAAAGUUCCUGUCUGGGCAGCAACAAUAAUCGAGGCUACAUUGUGAGCCUGUUGAAUAAAUUUGAAGUUGCCCUGUCGUGGGAUGCCCGAACGCUACUGAUCCCGUCCCUGCUGCCAACCGAGGAGGAUAGUGGCUCGGAUCGUAUGGUCACGGUAAAGAUUGCAACUCGAUCCAAAGGCUGGGUAAAUCGGGCCCGUCGUAAUCCACUAGGAAACACUGGCUAUUCGCUACCUUCGUACGAUCACCCACUGCAGACGCUUGUCGGUUCCGCCAGCUUAGAUCACUCACCAGUGCCGACGCCCACUCCAACCGACACCAAUGCGGCCACCAUCUGUGACGUCCAGAUGGUACCCCAUCCCGACCGUUCGAUCGCUCGGCUGCUGCUCAUGUCCUACUUUCCGUCCGGCUUCUGGUCGCGUCUCAUUACGCGCGUGCUGGCCGACGAUCAGGUGGUGGAAGCGGUACGCGGACUCUACCCACUACCGAGGGAACUGGUUGACCAGUGUGCCGGGCUGGAAGAUGCACCCGCCCUAUCCGCCCAUUGGGCUGUAUGGCAGACGGGUCUUUCGCUGCACUUUGGAUCUUCGACGGUGGUUUUCAAGAUGCGUGAAAUUUCGAUCACAUGUCCAACGUCUCCCUACCGUAAUCCGAUGAAUCGGUUUAAGCUGAAGCAGGACGGUAUCUGGUGUGACAUCGAUCUAACAGCUAGCUCCAUUCUGGAGAUUCACUUCCCAUGCAAUGCGCUGCGCGUACAAGUGCCGGGUGGCGGUGAAGAGACCGAGGACUCGCAGAAACCAGUAACGUGUGAAAUCGAACCCAACAUCCAGUGCUUAACGCAACUGCUCGCCCUGACCGUCGAUCACAUCGAUUUGCUGCUGGAGGAUUGGUAUCCGACACUCGGGACGCGGUUUGUGCACACGUCCGAGGGGCGGUUUUUGGUGACGCGCCUCGUACCCUGUCCACGGUGCUUGCGCGAGUGCGAAGAGCGUCACGCGCCGAAUCUUCCCUCCCAGGUCAAACCCUGCUCGACGCUAAAUCAGCGCGCCGCGUACGCUGCCAACGGUGUCCAUCGGCACCGGUUAAGCAUUGGCGAACGGCGCGCGCUGGAUGGUGGCGGUGGAGGUGCUGGUGGAUCGGGUGGUGGUGUUGAGGCAAGCGGAGGAUUAAAUGAGCUGCCUGGUAUAUUGCACGAUACGAUGGCGGCCGCUGCGGCCGGUCGGAAGUCGCAGGAUUCGCUCGGCUGGUCCGAUUGCGAUUCGGGCGUCGGUCAGGAGACGGCCGACAGUUCCAGCGAAACGUCCAUCGAGGGCUACACGCUCGCGGUGGCGGGAGACGGUUCGCCGAGCUAUUCCUGGAUGGUGGAGGAAUGCAUCCUGGCGGCGUACGAUCGAAAAUCGGUCGCAUGUCCCAUCCACGGUGAGAUCGAGCUCAGUCGCAUCACACCGGAUGUGAACUUUAUGGACCUACCCGAUCACUACCUAAUCCGUUCGAGUGACAUCAACCGGGGUCCACUGCUCGGUCGUGGUGCGUUUGGAUUUGUGUUUAAAGCAACUUGCAAAGCAACACGCCACUCCAACCACUCCUCCCUCCCUACCUCAACCGCACUGGCCGGCCGGCUAUCGUCCCUUCUAGGCAAUGGCACCAAUGCCACCCCCGCGAGCGGUCCAACGAUUAACGUUGCGAUGAAGAUGCUUCAACCGGUUGCACCCGGACCACGGGCGCGGCAGAGUGCCAUCAUCGCUUACAAAGCCGCACUCGGCAAAUGGGAACGUGAUCCGCUACAGCACGCCUGCAAAGCCUACUGUACCGCCCGGCAGGAGUUGGCCGUACUCCUUACGUUACGCCAUCCCCACAUCGUGCCGCUGAUCGGUGUCUGCACGCAACCGUUAGCGCUGGUGCUGGAUCUCGCACCGAAAGGUGCGCUGGAUGCGGUUCUACGCCACUUCCGGCGCAGUGGUGCCCGCAUCGGACCGUACUGCUUCCAGGCGCUCGUACUGCAAGCGGCCAAAGCGAUGGAAUAUCUGCACCGCCGGCGGGUGAUUUACCGCGAUUUAAAGGCUGAGAAUAUACUGGUUUGGGAGUUUCCUGAACCUCAUGCACACGAUCAUCCCUCGAACGCGGUACACAUCAAGGUGGCCGACUAUGGUAUCAGCCGCAUAACGCUACCCUCCGGCUCGAAAGGAUUCGGCGGUACGGAAGGCUUUAUGGCGCCGGAAAUUAUGCGCCACAACGGCGAGGAAGAGUACACGGAAAAGGUGGAUUGCUUUUCGUUCGGUAUGUUCCUGUACGAGCUGAUCUCGCUCCGGCAACCGUUCGAAGGGCACGAAGCGGUCAAGGAAUGCAUCCUGGAGGGUGGCCGUCCGGUGUUGACCCACCGGGAAACACAUUUCCCUUCCUACUGUCUCGAUCUGAUGGUGCUGUGCUGGGAUCAGCAGCCAAAGCUCAGACCCUCAGCCAGCCAGAUCGUGUCGAUUGCAACGGCACUGGAGUUUACGCACCUGCUGGACGUGAUAUCGCUGUCGCAUGGGGGAAGCGUGAUGGACGGUAUCGCUUGCAUGAUUACCAGUGCGGACGGUGAGGAUACGGGCAUUGUGUCCGGGUACGAGCUGUGGUGUCCGUGCUCGAACUCACGCAUCGACAUACUGGGUGGAUCGGCUAAGGGCUGGCAACAGUACCAUCGCAUCCUCUGCCCACAGGUGAAGGGUGGUCCUGGUGGUGGGUGCAGUGGUACCGGGCAGGGUUCCGGUUCCGGAUCGAGUGGAACACCCGGUUGUACCGGUGCGUCAGGUACGAUGGGUUCCGGCGCCGGGUCUGCUGGCUCAUCGACCUCUUCGCAACCGACCACACCUCAUCUGCUGAAAACGAUCAAGCUGACCACGGCCUGUGCUGUGGAGUCGGCCGUGUGGAUCGGUGACGCCGAGGGUAACAUUUACGCGUUCAAUGCGGCCGACUGUGUGCAUCUGUUUUCGUACGCACUGGAACCGUCCGCACCGUCCCCGGUGGUGGCGUUGGUAUACCUCAAGAAGUUCCACCGUGUGGCGGCCGGGUUGGAGAAUGGGCGACUGUUUCUGCUGGACUCGACGCUCAUCCCGAGCACGUACGUGUCGGCGGAAGGAAGCUUCGUGCUGUCGGAGCUCGGUUCGGGCGAGCGGUUAUGCUCCGUCACUGCGCUGUGGCUCGCGGAGGACGAGUGUGAGCUGUGGUGUGGCGAACGGGACGAUGCGAUCAGCGUGUUUUCGUUGCGCAACUCGCACGUGUCGGGUCAGCACCAUCUAACGCACUUCCCGGCACCGUUACCGGUGCGCGGGUUGAGCGUCGCGCUGCUGUACGCGUCCGGCGAUGACUUCGUGUACUCGUAUCUGUCUCCAAGCUACAUCCUGUACCAGUGGCGGUCAUCCACCAAGCGGGUAGAGAACAAGCUCGACUGCUCCAAGCUGGUACCGUGCUCGGAAAGCCUGAAGAGCAUCGCCAUCGACGAGCGUCUCAGUCCGGGCAAAUGCCAGAUCAGUGCGCUUGCCGUACUCGGCAACGAGCUGUACGUCGGCACUACCUGGGGCUGUAUCAUUGUGGUGGAGCGGGGCAAUCUGCGACCGACCACCGUUUUCCGUCCGUUCGAGGAGGACGUACGGUGCAUCGUACCGGUCGUACCGAUCACGCCCGGGCAUGAUGCGUCCGGGCACUGCACCACACCGCUGAUCGUAACGAUCGGGCGCGGGUAUCGGUCGCUGAUCGAGCGCUACACGGAUGUGACGGUUGCGGCCAGCGGGACGGCAAGCGCUGGGCGCCAAAUUGCCACCACACCCACCACCCAGGACAAACGGCUGAAGGAGGCACUGGUGCGCGACCGGUCCAACCAUAUGCAUGCGCUGAUCUGGUCUGCGGAACAUUGGGCCCCAAUCUAAGCUGGACCAGGACCGUAGUGAGAACUGACUAUCCAACUAAGCCAGAAAGAAGAGAGAGCGAGAGAGAGAAAGAGAGAGACAGCGAGAGACAGAGAAAGGGAUUAGCUGGACAAAUGGAGACGGAGGUGAUCCGGAGCUGGAGAUUAUAUAUGUGUCUGUGAUUUGAUUUACAUUGAUUUUAAUGUGUGUGUGUGCGUGGCUGAGUGCGCUGUAAGUGUAAAGUGUAACAAACAAAUGCUCCUAGUUUAUUUUGAUCAUGUUUUACCAUUUUAUUGUGAGAAAAAAAAAGUUCAGGCUCUCCAGGGAAAGGGCGCCAGCUAAGGCGAGGUCGAAAACUGCUAACUCCAGGCAGGCGGAGCCGUCAAAGUCGCCUCUACAAGCAAAUAACUAGAAUAUUUAAUUAAAGCGAACGUCAACCGGAAAUGAGAAAGCGUUUAGGUAUAAUAAAAUAUAUUUUAACACGUUGA
Messenger RNA from Anopheles stephensi (Asian malaria mosquito), 9961 nucleotides. It is a transcript of the gene Lrrk, whose product is annotated as leucine-rich repeat serine/threonine-protein kinase 1. Gene Ontology annotation, molecular function: protein binding; protein kinase activity; ATP binding. The transcript has 8 exons. The coding region runs from base 1419 to 9494 and encodes 2691 amino acids. The record is from RefSeq and is a predicted model, not a curated record. NCBI's taxonomy places the organism in Eukaryota, Metazoa, Arthropoda, Insecta, Diptera, Culicidae. Gene Ontology annotation, biological process: protein phosphorylation.